CACCAUUGUUUUCGGUGAACAAGCAGUAAAUUUCGAGGUUAUGUUCAUUACGUCGGGCAAUAUUAUGAUAUAUAUCCAUGACGUAUAACUCGCCUAAUUAAUUAUUUAUCAUCGCAGACGAAUCGGACUGUAAAAUAGUUCACUUUUAUCUUGAUUCGGGCGUUGUGAAAUUUUUAUUGUGGAAACAAUAUGCAAGGGGAUAAAAUCGGUGAAAAGAGGCAAGUUUGGACGGAUGAAGAGCGUUUGGAGCUUGCCGCGAAAUUGGACGCCGAACUGGACGAGUACAUAAAUAACUUGGAAAAAAAGAGUUAUGCUGAAGGAUGGCCGGAGGACAGGUGGCAAGAGGAAAUGGAGAAGCACCCUUUUUUCAUGAAAAAGCCACCGGAACCCGGCGACGAGUUAUCUCCUUUGAUGGAGGGAUUGCAACAACUGAAGUACGGGGAGGAUGAGAAUACUCCUGAAGAAUUGGCGAAUAAUUACAAGGAGGAUGGAAACUUUAAUUAUAAGUAUAAAAAGUAUCGUCUUGCUAUUCUUAGUUAUACAACAGGGAUAAAAACCAAAUGUAAAGAUGACGAUUUGAUGGCUCAGCUUUACAAUAACAGAGCCGCAGCACAUUUCAUGUUGCAAAAUUACAGAUCAUGUUUGAAUGACUGUAAAUUGGCCUUAAAGUUUAAGCCACAAUAUCCAAAGGCUUUGAGUCGAGCUGCCACUUGUAGUUUUCACAUUAAAAAUUAUGACCAAUGCAUUGAUUUAUGCGAUCAGUUUCUUAAUCAAAGUCCAACCGAUAAAACAAUAUUGAAAUUAAGAUCUGAUUCCAUAAUUGCAAAAGAGCGUUUACAAAGAGACAAGAGAAAGCAGGAAAGAGAAGAGAAAAAAUCAGAUAAGGAGGAUGAGAAAUUGUUAGAAACAAUUUCUCGGAAAGGUAUUAAUUUAGAAUUGACGAAUGAUAAACAAAAGUUAGAAUUAAGAGAUCUAGAGCCUCAAGUACCGCAAAUAGCACAAAGCAGAGUACACUUUGACGAGAAGGACAAGCUUGUGUGGCCAGUAAUGAUUUUAUAUCCAGAGACUCAGCAAACUGACUUUAUACAAAAUUUUCACGAAGAUACAUUAUUAAUUGAUCAAUUAAUCGAACUAUUCGAAGAACCCCCUGAGUGGGAUGUAAAACAUCGUUAUACCAUAGAAAAUAUAAAUGUAUAUUUUGAAGGAAAAAACAAAUGUUCCAUUCAUAAAAUAGACAUCCAGCUCACGUUGGAUGAAAUAUUACGAGACAAACAGUUCAUAGUUCGCGGUGGUACACCUGCUUUCUUGAUACUUGUAAAAUCCAGUGAAGCUGAGAAACAUUUCUUACGGUAUACCUUUCUUUCUUUUUCAUUGAGAACCGUGGAAGGUAAUUCACGAAAAACGGCGAACCACUACGGGGUGCAUUACGCGAACUCGUACGCGUGCAGCAACGGCGCACCGAGCGUGUACACCAGCACCGGUUGUUGCACAAACAUCAACGGUGGCGGCUUCAAUGUGCAGCAGCCGCAGCCUCACGAGGAUUAUCGGCCGAUCUACUUUUACGUGGCGCAGCCUUACACGAUCCCGUACACCUUCGCCAAGAGACCGAAACCCGCUGCGUCGUCAUUGCUAAGGGCGGCGAAGCCGCGCGGCAACAAUUGCCGUGUCAAGUUCUCCAAGAAACUUGGGAACGCCGACUUCUCGCAGAAGGUCAAGCAGGGCGAGUUCUCGCGGAGUCUGAACCAGGUGCACUUCGCGGAGAGUCAGGGUCAAGUGCUCGCAAAUUAUCCGAAAGCUGGAUCAUCUCGCGAUCCGAGGAUGACGUCGAUGUUUCGAAGAGGCACGAUCUUCGCGACCUUCUUCCUGUCAUUGUUGGGCGGUGGACUUGUCUGCGCCGCCCUUGUGACACAGCAUUGGGUCGAGGCACGACCGUGGAGAACGCCAAAUCCACAAGAGAGCGCUGGCAGAGUUCAUUUCGGUCUAUUACAGGGUAAAAAGGAAUUAAACGUCGCCUAUGGAUGGAGGACGUAUCAUAUAUCCGUUCCUCAAAUGAUCCGACAAGAUUCAACGGUGAUGUCUUGGGCUCUUUGGAUCGCUACUUUAACAACAACUUCGGCUGCUUUGGUAGCGGCUGCGCUUGCUGCACUUUUGGCAGUUUUAAAUACAGCUACUUCCCCAAGAUCGAAGAUUCUAUCCAUUCCUGGUGUAUACUUUAUAAAUAUGUUAAUGCUGUUAAUGUGCUUAGCAAGCACUUGUACUUGGUUAGCGCAAUACUAUACGAGACUAUACGUUAAUGUGCUUCCGAAGGAGGACAUCGAUAAUAUGUGGACCAGCGAAGGUUCCGCUGAGCUCGGUUAUUCAUUUUGGCUCGUAGUUAGCGCUGGUGUUGUACAUCUCAUUAGUAUAGCAUUAGUCGGCUGGGGCUCAGGUAGAGAAAAGGAUGAUCGUCUGGAACCAAUCCCUGCACUUGAAGAGAAAACUGCCGCAGCGAUUAUGUUAUAUUAAAUGUUAUAAUAGUUUAAAAAUUGUAAGACUAUGAUUGAAUUACGCUACUAUGUGUAAUAUCCAAUUGAUAGUAUCUAUAUCGAGAUUGAACGAAAAGUAGCUGAGAUUAAGCAAUAGAAUUUUCGUUCAUAGAUUUGUGCCUCGCACAGUUCCUAGUUACUUGCUAGGCGUUUGUAAUCAUUUUCCUAGAUACAAUUCAGUUUUGCAACAGAUAUUGUGCAGUUCUAUAUCAAAACGUAAAUAUAAACACAGCAAGUACGUUUGAAGCGCGAGAUGCGCUAAUAAAGUACUUGCCGUAUAUGUCGAAAGAAGAGUUGGAAUGUGACGAUAUCACCUACGUGUGGUAUAUAAUGUAUACAUUUCGACAUAUUUUAUGCAUUGAUAUUAUGCCAGUUCGUAAUACUCGUGAUUUCAAAGUGACGAUAAUCAUAAAACGAGCAUUUUAUGACUAACAACGAUCGAUUACGAUUGAAAGCUACGCGCUAUUCGCUUUAUAUGGCAUAAAAAGACGAGAUUGAGCAUGGAAAAACGCUUUAUUAUAGCUUAAUCUAUACAUUAGUUGUUUAUCAAUAAGGCCGCAAUCUAGACAAUUAUCGUUUCGGAUUUCGGUUUGUAAAGGUUCUAUUAUUGGUAGUAUAAACAUUCGUAUAUAGAUGUGUAUGUAAAUUAUGCGAUACGAAUUCAGAUGAUAUACAGUUAUAUCAUUUUUAUUAUCGAGUUAUCUUCCGAUAUAUUUUGUAAGUUAAAUUCUUUUCUUAUAUUCUUAUUUAGCACUAUGUUUUUCUCUUUUUUUUUACAAAGGCGAUUGUUUUGACUAGACUGGGCUCUCGAGAACGAUAAU
Trachymyrmex cornetzi is the source of this 3346-nucleotide messenger RNA. RefSeq lists its product as uncharacterized. Gene Ontology annotation, molecular function: Hsp70 protein binding; Hsp90 protein binding. Lineage: Eukaryota; Metazoa; Arthropoda; Insecta; Hymenoptera; Formicidae. The transcript has 11 exons. Gene Ontology annotation, cellular component: cytosol; nucleus. Bases 190 to 2505 code for a protein of 771 amino acids. The record is from RefSeq and is a predicted model, not a curated record. Gene Ontology annotation, biological process: protein folding.